Messenger RNA from Drosophila eugracilis, 831 nucleotides. Its product is annotated as protein late bloomer. Gene Ontology annotation, cellular component: membrane. The record is from RefSeq and is a predicted model, not a curated record. Lineage: Eukaryota; Metazoa; Arthropoda; Insecta; Diptera; Drosophilidae. The transcript has 4 exons. Bases 1 to 753 code for a protein of 250 amino acids.
AUGAACGGCUGCUAUAACACAAUCAAGUUCACGGGCCUGCUCUCCAAUUUGCUUUAUAUGCUACUUGGCAUAGGAGUGAUGUGUGGAGCAGGUUUGGGGUUGCAGGUGGCAGAGCCCAAUACGCCGGAACACACUUACUUCGUUAAGAGUUUGGUUCUGGGUGGCACCAUUUGUAUGAUUGUGAUGUUCGGAUGCUACGGCAUGGUCUGCAACUUGCUCUGUGUCAAUGUGAUUUUUACUCUGUUCAUACUGAUUGCUCUGGCCGCGGAGUACCUUCAGCUGCACCACUACCACAAUCCGACCAUCAAGGUCACUGGUGGCGCCUUGAAGCAACUGGAACUGGCAUGGCAUGGUCUGGACAAAGAACCAGAGCUUAUGCAGCAGUUAGAGGCUUCAAAACACUGCUGCGGCUACAAUAGCUCCGACGAUUACAAGCGCCUGCAUUUGCUGGUGCCAGCGAGUUGUUAUCAGGCCACUGCCAAUGGCACCGCCCAGCAGAUCUAUCCAAGCGGCUGCCUGCAGAUGCUGAGCCAUAGCCAGCGGUACAUUCAGCAACGCGAUAAGGUCUACAUGUGGGCUAUCGUUGGCCUUGAGAUCUUUAUACUUCUACAGACUGUGGCGCUGAGUGUGCUGCUUUUCAGACUCCGCCAACGGCAACGUAUCGCUCGCAGACAGGUGCCACCAGGUGUGCGCCGAGAACCGCGCUCCAACCAUGUGUCCGCCUCACGGGUUCAGCUACUCAACGAUGCCUGAUUUAAGAUCUUAUCAAAUGUGUUGUUUAUUGUAAAUCCAAGUGGCAAAUGCUUAUGUAUAAAUGUCAUUGGUAAUCAG